Molecule: messenger RNA, 1930 nt
Organism: Drosophila innubila
Lineage: Eukaryota; Metazoa; Arthropoda; Insecta; Diptera; Drosophilidae
Product: protein RER1
Exons: 2
Coding region: 521-1141 (206 amino acids)
Biological process (GO): retrograde vesicle-mediated transport, Golgi to endoplasmic reticulum; protein retention in ER lumen
Cellular component (GO): Golgi membrane
Source: RefSeq, a predicted model, not a curated record
GGGAGCGAGAGAAAAGGUUCACUUUAUUUGACAUAAUGACGUGGUGAACUGUGCGUGAAAAAAAAGAACAAUAAAUUACCGAUGCCGAUACAAUUAACAAUCUAAAUUAAUAGUCAGUUCAUAUUUACAAACAACAAACUUGCAAAAAGUACAAAUCUUGAGGAACAGCAGGCUUUGAUAAUUGAAUUACACGUUGACAACUCGGUCGACACGCACGAAACGGACAUUUUCUAUGAGCAAGAGGAAGAAGGUCGAUCAGGCGGAGAACGUCUGACCCAAGGCAAUGAAAUAAUUUCGACGUAAACGUGUGCUUGCCCAUUUUGUGUUUGCUUCUGUUAUUUACAUCAAAUCAAUAGUCGACGUGGUGUUGCGUCCCAAGCAUCGAUACUGACAACAACCCAAGACGACGACGACAUCGACAACGCGAAAGAGACAGGUGAAGGUGUAGGUGUAGGUGUAGUGGUUGGAGGAGUAGCGGGCGCUUAAGCACGCUGCAACAACAACACCAACAACAACAAUAAUGAUGAACGAAGACAGCGGCAGCGGCUCGACGUCGUCUAGCGGCGGCGGAGGAGUUAAAAAGUUCUUUCUGCGUUUAUCACAAACCUACCAAUCGACACUUGAUCGCUCCACGCCGCACACACGUAUGCGCUGGGUAUUUGCCGGAUUCCUGUUGUUCCUCUUCGUUUUGCGCAUAUUUAUUUACCAGGGCUGGUACAUUGUCUGCUACGCCCUGGGCAUCUAUCAUUUGAAUCUGUUUAUUGCAUUUCUCACGCCCAAAAUUGAUCCGGAAUAUGAUCCGUAUGCGGCGGAUGAGGAGGACGAUGGCCCCAAUUUGCCAACGCAUAGUAAUGAGGAGUUCCGGCCAUUUAUUCGACGACUGCCGGAGUUUAAGUUUUGGCUAUCGGUGGCUAAGAGCACGGCAAUAGGUCUGUUCUGCACCUUCUUUGACUUCUUCAAUGUGCCCGUAUUUUGGCCCAUUUUGGUCAUGUACUUCAUCACGCUCUUCUGCAUAACAAUGAAGCGCCAAAUCAAGCAUAUGAUCAAGUACAAGUACUUGCCAUUCACCCGCAACAAGCCACGAUAUCAGCGAGUCAACGAGGCUGCGGGCGCCGCCACAAUCGGUGGCAACUCAAAGUGACAAUUAGCCGCACAGACGCCGGACACACAAGCGACAACAUCAGCAGGAGCAGGCGCAGCAGCAGCAACAGCAGUAUCAGCAACAACAGCAGCAGCAGCGGCAGCGUCUAAUCCAACUAGCAAUAACUCAGGAGCGAGUUCAACGGGAGUGGGAACGACAACGGUCAGCGCUAAACCACCGCAGAUCAUAGCAAUUGAGGAUUACUAGGAAGCUAAAUCGAAAUCAAGCCCAAACAAAUUCAUGUAAACUACAGCAACAACAACAACUACAACAUUUGCAUUCAAUUAGAUUCUGUUUAUUACAUUCAGUAUCGCAUGCGAUUUUUGUUUGUACAAGUAAAGGUAUUUGUUUAUAAUUUGAUUUAACUAGAUAUUGAGUUGUCGUGCGGCGUUUUGUGCAAAGCAUUGUUUAUUGUUUAACUAAUUUCUUGAUUAAUUAUAUAUUUAUUUUUACAUGCAAUUUAUUUGUAAUUCCCCAAACAAAUCUAAACAAAACAUAAGAGAAAAAAAAAACAACAGUUCAAGUUUUUAGCUGCAAUUAAUUCUAAUUUAAAUUUAUUGUACUACCUUAAUUUAAUGUUUCUUUAAUCCAAAAAGUAGAUUUACUGAUCCUUACAGAUAUUUUUUGAUUACAUACCUUGGCUAGAUGCUAAAUAUAUUUUGCAAUUUAUGUAUAUUUAUAUAUAUAUUUUGCUAGCGUUAACUAUACAAAGUGUUAGAAUGGAAAAGAAACUUAAGAAGAUCUAAACUGGGUGCAUCGUAUGAAUAAAAUAAAACAAACAAAUGAAAA